Messenger RNA from Macroventuria anomochaeta, 1790 nucleotides. RefSeq names its product glutamyl-tRNA amidotransferas-like protein. Gene Ontology annotation, biological process: glutaminyl-tRNAGln biosynthesis via transamidation; mitochondrial translation. The record is from RefSeq and is a predicted model, not a curated record. Gene Ontology annotation, cellular component: mitochondrion; glutamyl-tRNA(Gln) amidotransferase complex. The coding region runs from base 141 to 1697 and encodes 518 amino acids. Gene Ontology annotation, molecular function: glutaminyl-tRNA synthase (glutamine-hydrolyzing) activity. Lineage: Eukaryota; Fungi; Ascomycota; Dothideomycetes; Pleosporales; Didymellaceae. The transcript has 3 exons.
GCAAUACACACCGAAUCGUGUGAUACUGUUACCAUAGACUUGACUAUUUCACCGAUCCAAAGAUCACGUUUAUGAACAGAGCUUCUUUGCGACUUCCGCAGCUCGAACUUCGAAAAGUGACGAGAUGCGCCCCGACCCAAAUGUCACUCCUUAAGCAUGCGAAGCAAUACCUAGCCAACCAAUCGAAAUACGCACACCUCAAUGCCUUCGUUUCGCUUGCCGAACCCUCGAAAUUGCUCUCUCGCGGCGAGACUUCUACCAGCGACCAUGUAAAGACCAGGUUUCACGAUGUCACAGACAAGCCAAUCGCGAUCAAGGACAACAUCUGCACGAAAGACCUGAAGACCACAGCAUCCACGGGGAUAUUGAAAGGCUUCACAAGCCCAUACGAUGCAACGGUAGUAAAGCUCCUGCAGGAUGCAGGCGCGGUGGUCGCCGGGAAGACGAACAUGGAUGAGUUUGGGAUGGGCUCGCACUCUACACACUCACAUGCUGGGCCUGUGAAGAUGUACAGACAUACGGCCGAUGAAGAGAAAAGUGCUGGAGGCAGUUCGGGAGGAAGCGCUCUUGCUGUUGCGAGUGCACAGUGCUGGGCAGCUCUGGGAACAGACACAGGCGGUUCUGUCAGACUACCUGCAGCGUACACAGGUGUUGUGGGAUUCAAGCCAAGUUACGGGCUACUGUCGAGAUGGGGCGUCGUUGCGUACGCGAACUCUCUUGAUACUGUUGGUAUCCUGGGUAAGAAUGUCGGUGAUGUUGGUGCUGUCUUCGACAAGCUCAACGCCUACGACCCCCAAGAUCCCACAUCACUUCCCCCUUCGACUCGCGCUCGUCUUGAAAAAGACAGCACGAGAUCUUCAACCCCGUUGCGAAUCGGUAUCCCGCUGGACUAUAACAUCACUACAUUGCAGCCAGCUGUCCGCCAAGCAUGGUUGCGCACACUGAGGUUCUUAUGGGAGCAAGGACACAGCUUGCAUCCCGUACGCCUACCAGCGACGCAGCACGCACUGUCAGCAUACUACAUUCUUGCACCAGCAGAGGCUUCGAGUAAUCUGGCCAAGUACGACGGCGUUCGUUACGGGAGCAGGGCAGAGGGUAUUGAUGGAACGCCCGAAAGCGUAUUGUUUGCGAAAACCAGAGGACAAGGAUUUGGACCGGAGGUACAACGACGUAUCCUUCUGGGCGCUUUCACGCUUAGUGCACAGGCGAUCGACAAUUACUUCAUCCAAGCGCAGAAAGUGCGCAGAGUAGUUCAACAAGACUUCAACAAUGUCUUCUCCACACAGAAUCCUCUAGUUGAAGGGACUUCUGAGUCAGCUGAGGAAGUGGAUAAGGUGGAUGUUAUCGUCUGUCCUACAGCUCCUACGCCUGCGCCUUCACUAGCAAACGUCAAAGAUCAAGACCCCAUCUCAGCCUACAUGAACGAUGUCUUCACAGUACCAGCCAGUCUUGCUGGCUUACCGGCGAUCAGCAUUCCGGUCCAGAUAACGCCCGAGGACCAGACCGCUGAGCAUGCGGAUUACGCUUUCGACGAAAGUGUUGGGAUUCAAGUCAUUGGCCAAUAUGGCGAUGACAAACUCGUCCUUGAGGUCGCAGAUGCCGUUGCGAAAGUUGCUCCAACAUGUCAGGCACAAGCUGGACCGACGGUGACUUCUUGGGGCGCAAGCACGCUGGAGGAGAACAACUCGACGGUUUGAGGAUGCUCCCGAGAACUAUAAUGCAGCAGAGCGUGAUGAGAACGUCCAAACGAAGGAAAUGUACAGCAUAUGUAUGAUCAGUCAGUAUACCAA